ACCAUACUAGGGUUAAUCACCCACUGUUAAUCAGUAAAUGGUUAGCUAAAAUAUAAUUUUGUUUGGUUAAACAUUAAUGGAUGUUGUUUAAGUUUGUUGUGCAAUCUUUCUUAAACUAACACAGUAAGAGAAGUAAGUUAACUGACAUCAACAUGGUUGAAUUUGCAGAGAUCCUCAGGAACAUUGGAGAAUUUGGAUUAUUCCAGCAGCUCACUCUUUUUGCUCUUUGCUUCCCAAAUUUCUGUCAGUCUUUUCUAUUCGCAAGCUUUGUUUUUAUCGAGUCAGAUCCAGAGCGACACUGUAACACAGACUGGAUCCUUCAGGCUGACACUAACAUCACCAGAGAUGAGCAGCUGAACCUAACUCUGCCCCGGGAGGAGGAUGGGACCUUCAGCAGGUGUCAGAUGUUUGUCCCUGUUGACUGGGACAUUGGUGCCAUCAGGAAGUAUGGACUCAAUGAGACCACAGGGUGCCAGAACGGAUGGGUGUACAGCAACAUGCUGUAUAAGGCCACCAUAGUCACUGAUUAUGACCUGGUUUGUGACAAGGCUAAAUUGGUGGAAGUGGUUCAAGCAGUGCUCAUGGCUGGAGUUCUUGUCGGUUCUCUCAUAUUCGGUCCCUUUGCUGAAUCGUUUGGUCGCAAACGAGGAUCUCAAAUAUCAUUGGUCAUAAUAUUCAUAUUUAUUAUAACAACAGGGCUGUGCCCCAGUGUCUACUUAUAUUUAGUUUCUCAGUUCAUGGUGGGAGUUGGAGCUGGUGGAUAUCGCGUCAACUGUAUUGUACUAGCCACUGAGUGGAUUGGGGUGUCCAAACGAUCAUGGGGAGCAUGUGUGGUUCAGCUAUGUAGUGCAGUUGGAAUGUGUACCCUCGCUGGUUUGAUCUACUUCAUCAGAGACUGGAGGCUGGCUCAACUAAUCACGGCAGCUCCACUUAGCGUGGUUGUUAUCUACAUAUGGUUUAUUCCAGAGUCAGCCAGAUGGUUGUUAAGCCGAGGAAGGACUGAGGAGGCUAAAGAGCUAAUUGCCAAGGCAGCAGCCAUCAACAAACGCACUGUUCCAGCCUUUCUUCUGGACAAAAUUGCUGUGAAAGAUGUUAGUAACAAAGGAGGCAUUAAAGUUAUUUUCAGAUCACCUGUACUGACCAAAUAUUUCCUCAUCAUAACUUUGGCAUGGUUUUCAGUGAACCUUUCCAUUUACUGCAUUUACUUCAAUGUGGGAAACCUUGGCUUGAACAUCUUUCUGACACAGCUUUUGUUUGGUGCCAUUGAAAUACCAGCUCAUAUACUUUGUAUGUGGCUUUUGGAGGUUAUAGGAAGAAAAAAAUUGCUUGGAUCAACCAUUAUCACUGCAGGACUCUCUUGCAUGCUUAUCCUAGCUGUUCCUCAAGAAUAUUCCAUUGCUGUAACAUCUUUGGCCGUCUUAUCACGUUUUUUCCUGUUGUGGGCUGUUUCUGUAUGUAAUGUUUUUGUUCAGGAGUUGUUCCCAACAUCUGUUAGACAAACGGCCACAGCUUUAGGAGCCAUUGCAGCAAGAACAGGUGGAUUACUGGCUCCACUGCUCAACAUGUUGUCCAUGUACCACCGGGUCAUACCCAUCAUAGUCUUCAGCAGCCUUGCACUGUUCAGUGGAGCUCUCAGCUUCCUGCUUCCUGAGACCAGGAGAAAAGACCUUCCUGAGUUUGACAAUGACGCUGAGAACAACAGAAAAAGGACCUACACAGCCAGUUCUUCAGAUUCAACCAAGCUGUAGACAUCUUCAAUCCACACAGAAGUCAUUACUUAACAACAUAUGAACAGAUCAAAAGCAGCAGUAGAAAUUAUAGUUGUGUAAACACAAUGAUUUCUUACCUUUUGCUUUUGUUUUCUUAUGCCACUUAAUUUAUCAUUAAGUAUUUAAAGUUGACUUGUCAUUAAGCUAUCAAUAAAUGGUGAUUUUUUUGUUCUGAAUUGGGCUCAUUUUGCACUGUGCAUCCGGAAAGUUUUCACAGCGCUUCACUUUUUCCUUAUUUUGUUAUGUUACAGCCUUAUUCCAAAAUGGAUGAAAUUCAUUAUUUUCCUCUAAAUUCACAACAAUACCCAAUAAUGACAACGUGAAAGGAGUUUGAAAUCUUUGCAAAUUUAUUAAAAAUAAUAUAGCAAAAAUAACAAAGAAGUACAUGUAUACUUUUUUUUAAAUGACUCUGUAUAUGUGAAUUAAAGGUAUGUGCUAAUCAAA
This is a messenger RNA of Micropterus salmoides (largemouth bass), 2213 nucleotides long. RefSeq names its product solute carrier family 22 member 13-like. NCBI's taxonomy places the organism in Eukaryota, Metazoa, Chordata, Actinopteri, Centrarchiformes, Centrarchidae. The transcript has 10 exons. Gene Ontology annotation, molecular function: transmembrane transporter activity. Gene Ontology annotation, biological process: transmembrane transport. Bases 153 to 1748 code for a protein of 531 amino acids. Gene Ontology annotation, cellular component: membrane. The record is from RefSeq and is a predicted model, not a curated record.